AUGGCCUGCGACAUCCGCAUCGCCGCGGAGAACGCCCGGAUGGGCGUGACCGAGGUUCGGCUUGGCUUCAUGCCGGCAUCGGGCGGGACGCAACGACUCGCCCGCCUCGUGGGCGCCGCCAAGGCUCUGGAGAUGUGCCUGUCCGGGGCGCUCGUGGACGCUCAGGAAGCGUACCGCAUCGGACUCGUCAACAAGCUGGUACCCGCGGGCGAGCUGACGCGCGCCGGCGAGGAGAUGGCGGAUCCUUCGCCAAGGGCGCGCCACUGGCCCUGCGGUACAUCAAGGAAUCCGUCCGCAAGGGCGAGGGCCUGCCGCUGGACCAAGCGCUGCGCUUGGAGUCCGAUCUCGCCGCGCUGGUCCUCACCACCGACGACUGCAAGGAAGGGCCGCGGGCCUUCGUCGAAAGCGCCCGCCGGUGUGGAAAGGCCGUUGAUUGGUACUGCCUCAAUAAAUUGA
This is a messenger RNA of Geodia barretti, 456 nucleotides long. NCBI's taxonomy places the organism in Eukaryota, Metazoa, Porifera, Demospongiae, Tetractinellida, Geodiidae. The record is from the annotation of a GenBank genome assembly.